GUGGAUGCGGAGGGAGGGGAGAAGGCCGCGUAGCGCGGAUUUGAGGGUGAACGGAAAGACGGGAUCCUGGGCGGAGGGUUUCCCCCCCUCCGGGGAAGUCGGCCCCAGUUUGGGAACACACCGCGCUGUGCUCGGAGAGACGGGGGAGGCCGACGGGGGGGUCGCUCGCCUCUGAGAUUACCUCUCCAAAGAGGCCAUGGCGCGACGUAUGCGCAAUAGUAGAGCUUGGCGCUAUGUUCUGAGUGGAGUGCGCCGAGAAUCAGAUUCCCGGACUUUUACAACAGCUUCUGGAACCCAUGGCUGGUCAUCUGACACUGAUGGGCAGCAGCACAGCGACUCUGAUUCAGAAUCAGAAUUUCCUUCUCAGUUGCCUUCCAUCCCCACAGCCAUACCUGUGACAGGAGAGUCUUACUGCAACUGUGAGAACCAGAACGAAACUCCGUAUUGCUCUAACUUCCACAUGGCUCAUCGGAUGAAGGAUUGCCAGUGUGGAGAGGAAGAUGAUUAUUUUGACUGGGUAUGGGAUGAAUUGAACAAAUCGGCAAAUACUCUCUUGACUUGUGACAAUCGUAAGGUAAAUUUCCACAUGGAUUACAGUUGUGGUACUGCUGCCAUCCGGGGGAACAAGGAACUAGCAGAGGGUCAGCACUUCUGGGAAAUCAAGAUGACAUCACCCGUCUAUGGCACUGACAUGAUGGUGGGGAUUGGAACAUCAGAUGUGAACCUGGAUAAAUUCCGUCACACAUUCUGUAGCCUGUUGGGAAAAGAUGAAGACAGCUGGGGUCUUUCCUACACAGGACUCCUCCAGCACAAGGGGGAACGGAGCAAUUUUUCAACAAGGUUUGGUCAGGGCUCCAUCAUUGGGGUGCAUCUGGACACAUGGCAUGGAACUUUAACCUUUUUCAAAAACAGGAAAUGUAUAGGUGUGGCUGCCACCAAGCUCCAGAACAAGAGAGUGUUCCCGAUGGUGUGCUCGACUGCAGCCAAAAGUAGCAUGAAAAUCAUCCGCUCCUGUGCUACCCCCACCUCUCUGCAAUACCUCUGCUGCUACCGUCUCCGCCAGCUGCUUCCUGACUACGUGGACACGCUGGAGGUGCUUCCCCUCCCUCCAGGACUCAAGCAGAUUUUGCACAACAGAUUGGGCUGGGUGUUGAGCAUGAACUGUGGCUCGCUCCAGUCCUCCUCCUCCUCCUCUUCCUCCUCCUCCUCCUCUUCUACCUCCUCAGGAAGCGAUUCAGACAGCUCUUGUGGCUCAGACGCUGAGGCACGCCAUCGGAAGAGAUGCAGGUGGAGGACUUAAUUUAUUCCCCCCCCCCCUUCGAAAGACAGUGUUGUCAUGAAGGAUAAGCCGUUCCCUCAGUGUUACCGAGUGACAUUCUACCUUCCUGAUUGUGUCCUGUUUGAACACUAAAGCCCGUUUCAACUUACCAUUAAAGAGACAAAGCCGUUUCCACAGCUUCAUUGUACCACGUGGCCAGCGAGGUCACCAACACUGGUUUGCCACGUUUCCCGGAACAAGUCGUUCGAAAGGCCAGGCUUCUGGCAGCCCAGUGUAUCAAUAAGUAAUCCUUCCUGCAGCCAAAGGAAUGCUUAGGGACACCUCAGAAGCUACCACAUGUGCUAUGUGAAUUGCAGUAGAGGGCUGCCAGAGUUUCGGAGCCAAGGAGCAAAGCAGUCUUUCCAGAGCCAAAGGGCUCUCCUCCAUUCUCAGUGCUUUGGUAUUCAGAAGAGAACGUUAAACCUUUUGACAGCGUAAGUGGUAUCAUGUGAGGCCUGCAACUCUUCAACCUUCUUUGCAUGUCUUAUUACUUCUCCUGUAUUGAACUAUACCCAAAAGAAUUAAAACAUAUAUACAGACUUUGA
Thamnophis elegans (Western terrestrial garter snake) is the source of this 1863-nucleotide messenger RNA. It is a transcript of the gene SPSB3, whose product is annotated as splA/ryanodine receptor domain and SOCS box containing 3. Gene Ontology annotation, biological process: proteasome-mediated ubiquitin-dependent protein catabolic process. Gene Ontology annotation, molecular function: protein binding. Lineage: Eukaryota; Metazoa; Chordata; Lepidosauria; Squamata; Natricidae. The coding region runs from base 197 to 1300 and encodes 367 amino acids. The transcript has 7 exons. The record is from RefSeq and is a predicted model, not a curated record. Gene Ontology annotation, cellular component: SCF ubiquitin ligase complex.